AGAGCGGCAGUAUGCCUGUGUAUCUGCUGGUGCAAUCGAAGGAGGCUAAUGCAACUUCAAGGAGCAGCAGAGGCUGGUUCAUUAUUUCAGACAAUUGAUUCUCGAUGUGAAAGUGCUGGAGCUGUCCGAGUUCGAACACCUGUCAGAACUGGAUGCGUUAUUCAUGGCUGGAUCUGAGAGACUCUUUUGGCUUCUGUUUGAUUUCAAGUGACAAAUAUUUUUGACUAUAGCUGAAAAAGCAAAGUUAGCUGUAUCCCCUUUUUUCUCUUUCUCAGAAACACAACGCAACAUUGAAACCCUCACCCAUUCCUCUUCGAGUCAUCCUUACCCAAACAUGUCCACCCAGUUACUGGCGGCUUUCUUACUGCUGUCUGUUUUCCACGCCUGUUCCCAGAAAGUUCACGAUGAGGACGAGUACGAUGACGUGACAGUCAACCAAAUGCUGGCCCCCAAAGCUCACGAGACAGACGCCACUCAAAUACUGAACAAUUUGCUGAAGGAGUACGAUAAGAAACUUCGACCAGACAUUGGAAUAAAACCAACAGUCAUAGAUGUGGACAUUUAUGUUAACAGCAUCGGACCAGUGUCAUCAAUAAAUAUGGAAUACCAAAUAGACAUCUUUUUUGCUCAGACGUGGACUGAUAGCCGCCUUAGAUUCAACAGCACAAUGAAAAUACUGACACUGAACAGCAAUAUGGUCGGGCUCAUUUGGAUACCAGACACCAUCUUCAGAAAUUCUAAAACAGCAGAGGCCCACUGGAUUACAACACCCAAUCAGCUCCUCAGAAUAUGGAACGAUGGCAAAAUUUUAUAUACAUUGAGGCUUACCAUCAACGCAGAAUGCCAGCUGCAGCUGCAUAACUUUCCCAUGGAUGAACACUCUUGCCCACUAAUAUUCUCCAGCUAUGGGUACCCUAGAGAUGAAAUAGUUUAUAAGUGGAGAAAAAACUCAGUGGAAGCAUCGGACCAAAAAUCCUGGCGACUUUACCAGUUCGACUUUAUGGGUCUAAGAAACACCACUGACGUAGUGACAACAACUGCAGGUGAAUAUGUGAUAAUGAGCGUGUACUUUGAAUUAAGUAGAAGGAUGGGAUACUUUACCAUUCAGACCUACAUUCCCUGCAUACUGACUGUAGUCCUGUCGUGGGUCUCCUUCUGGAUUAAGAAAGAUGCCACGCCUGCCAGAACAGCACUUGGCAUCACCACAGUGCUGACCAUGACCACGCUGAGUACAGUAGCACGGAACUCGCUGCCGCGGGUCUCCUACGUCACAGCGAUGGAUCUGUUUGUCACAGUGUGCUUCUUGUUUGUGUUUGCGGCGCUGAUAGAAUACGCAGCCCUCAAUUACUACUCCAGUGUAGGGAAGCCCAGAGGUACAAAGAAGAAAAAGCAGGCCCGGUGUCUUCAGCAGAUCCUGUGUUUGAGAAGCUUGGUGAAGAAGCAGAACUACUCAGUGCUUGACCUGGGACCUCCUCCCACAGUCAUCACAUUGAACAAUUCCAUGUACUGGCAGGAGCUGGAGGAAUCCUGCAUGUACGAAUGCCUGGACGGUAAAGACUGUCAGAGUUUCUUCUGCUGCUACGAGGAAUGUAAAUCAGGCGGCUGGCGGAAAGGCCGAAUCCACAUAGACAUCUUAGAAUUAGACUCGUACUCCAGAGUCUUCUUCCCCACCUCAUUCCUGCUGUUCAAUAUAGUCUACUGGGUGGGCUACCUCUAUCUUUAACUGUAUCUGUUGUACUGAAGAACACUGCCGUGGUACACACUCGUCAUGGGGAUAGUAUGAAAAACCCUUCAAGGUAAAACUCACUGGGUUUGCUUAAGACUUACAGUAGACCCUAUCCUUUGUAAUCUUUUUGUAACUGCUCUAAAUUAUUGCAAUUCCUUUUAACCCAAACAGAAGAGAGAGCCUAUAGCUCUUAUUGGGCCAGGGUUUUCACAGGUAGCUGCUUUCACAAGUAACCCUGUCUUUUAUUUCAGGUACCAAAAAAAGAAAAUACAUAGAUACAUUCUGUUCAAAUACUCUCUGCUUUCCCGUUUCAUGCAGUGUAUUACCAGGGGUUUAGGAGAUGGAUUCACUGGGUAGAAAAAAGAUAAACAUAUCCUCCUUCAGGUAGCAGUCAAAGAAGGAUGUAAGUUGUAUGAGUGACAUUCAGCAACAUUCAGUGCCUUCUUUGGGAGGAGCAACUGUGAUCUCUUGCUGGGGUGCACAAUAUCAUAAACAAGGGAUACCCGUCAUUUUUGACUGGUUGCUGAUAGUUAUUAAUUAUGUUCUCUGAGGAACUCCCAUAAUAAUUGCACAGCAUAAAACAUGUAGAUUAAUCAGUUAAGCUGUGUGCAAUGUAAUCAAAGAAUGUCAUCAUGUUAUAAUGGAAAAAUACAAGGUAACUUUAAGUGUCUCUAAUUAUUGUGUAUUCACAUACUAGUGACAUUGUAAAUACAUGUGUACUUACACAUUAUUACAAUGUUAAUAUGCAUAGUUACAUUGUACUUAAUGUGUAAGUCUUUGCAAUAUAUGUAAGUACACAAUUGUAUCAAAAAAGAGUCAGGGUUUGGGUUAGGGUUAGAGUUAGGUUUAGUGUUAGGGGGUCAGAGUUAGGGUUAUGGGGAUUAGAGUAGGGUUAGGUUUAGUGUUAGGGUUAGGGUUAGGGUAGGGUUAGGGUUGUAAUGUGCAUUUUUUUACACAUUAAGUA
Acipenser ruthenus (sterlet) is the source of this 2690-nucleotide messenger RNA. RefSeq names its product gamma-aminobutyric acid receptor subunit gamma-3. The coding region runs from base 335 to 1723 and encodes 462 amino acids. Lineage: Eukaryota; Metazoa; Chordata; Actinopteri; Acipenseriformes; Acipenseridae. Gene Ontology annotation, molecular function: GABA-gated chloride ion channel activity; benzodiazepine receptor activity; inhibitory extracellular ligand-gated monoatomic ion channel activity. Gene Ontology annotation, biological process: regulation of postsynaptic membrane potential; nervous system process; synaptic transmission, GABAergic. Gene Ontology annotation, cellular component: dendrite membrane; postsynapse; synapse. The transcript has 10 exons. The record is from RefSeq and is a predicted model, not a curated record.